This is a messenger RNA of Electrophorus electricus (electric eel), 1312 nucleotides long. It is a transcript of the gene hmg20a, whose product is annotated as high mobility group 20A. Gene Ontology annotation, biological process: regulation of gene expression. Gene Ontology annotation, cellular component: nucleus. NCBI's taxonomy places the organism in Eukaryota, Metazoa, Chordata, Actinopteri, Gymnotiformes, Gymnotidae. The record is from RefSeq and is a predicted model, not a curated record.
ACUGCUCGUUUCACGUACCUGUCGCAAUGAGAUGACGCGGAAUGUGUAGUUAUUUGUAUUGUUUUGAUUAGUACAAUUCCAUUUCAUAAAGAUUGUUCUGAAGUCCUCAGUUUCCGUCAAACUACAGUUCACCACCGUGUGAAAGUGAGGUCAGAGGUCAUGGAAGAGCAGAGUGCUUCGCCUGGGGCAAACACAGAUAACAGCAGCCAGAGAAAUGGAGAGGAGAAGCCACGCAGAGCAAGCUGGACCAAAGGGAGGAAGAGGAAGAAGCCGAUGAAGGACAGCAACGCUCCAAAAGCCCCACUAACGGGUUACGUGCGGUUUAUGAACGACCGGCGUGAGCAGCUGAGGGCCGAAAGACCCGACGUCCCCUUCCCCGAGAUUACCAGGAUGCUCGGCAACGAGUGGAGCAAGCUGCCUGCCGAUGAGAAGCAGAGGUAUUUGGAUGAAGCAGAGAAGGAUAAGGAGCGCUAUAUGAAAGAGCUGGAGAAGUAUCAACAGACUGAGGCCUAUAAGCAUUUCACCAGGAAGGUGCAGGAGAAGCAGAAGGGGAAGAGGCUGCGAGGAGAUGUGGGCCGGCAGUCUGCCAGGGAAGCUCUCCACGAGAAUGAUGGCGGUUUGAAGGAUCGCUCUGUGUUUGAUAUUCCCAUCUUCACUGAGGAGUUCCUUAACCAUAGCAAAGCGCGCGAGGCAGAGUUGCGGCAGCUGCGGAAGACCAACAUGGAGUAUGAGGAGCGGAAUGCGGCUCUGCAGAAGCAUGUGGAGAGCAUGCGCGGUGCUGUGGAGCGCCUGGAGGGAGAUGUGCUGCAGGAGCGCACACGCAACAGCCUGCUGCAGCAGCACCUGGAUACACUCCGCUCAGCACUCACACACAGCUUCUCCAACGUGCCCCUGCCUGGGAGUGGAGAGACUGCCAGUUUAGACUCCAUCGAUUCCUAUAUGAAGAAGCUCCAUGGCGUUGUGGUGUCCAGCCCUCAGGAGCACGAGCACCUUAUUAGUUUGGUGCGAGAGGUAGUCAGCCGCCUCGACAGGUAAUUGGAGGGCUCUGAUUGCAGGGCUAUGGGAUCUGAGAUUCCCUGAGCUCCGUUUUAUUCAUGGCACGCAUCCCCCCCCCCACCCCCCUUUUUUAAGACUUCUUUUACUACACACAAUUAUUCAAAUGUUGAUUAUUUAUUUUUUUCUACAGUACUAUUUUUUACCUGUUUGUUUACUUCAUUAGUUUAGCAAUUUAUUGUUUACAUACAAACAUUUUCCAUGCCUGGCUUUCAUUUAUUUAUCUAGCUGAUAUAAAAUGUGCUUUAAAAAAUCCUCA